AUGGCCGCGCAAGCAGAGGAGGCCCUCAAAGGGCUCAAAUUCGCUGAUGACAAGACCGAUGGCAAGCCCGCCGCCCACGACGAAGAGGACGGCGACGACUCCGAAGAAGAGCCUGCCAACGGCGCUGACGCGGGAACCGGCGCCGCCAAAAAGAAGAAGAAGAGAAAGCCCAGAAAGAAGAAGAAGAACCCGACGAGCCAGACGGAGCCGCCGACGGUUAAGCUGAGCCUGCUGUUCCCCAACAAGACGUACCCCAAAGGCGAGGAGGUCGAGUACAAGGACGACAAUCGUUACCGCACGACGGACGAGGAGAAGCGACACCUGGACAACCUCAACAGUGACUUCCUGAGCGACUACCGCGAGGCGGCCGAGAUCCACCGACAGGUGCGCCAGUACGCGCAAAAGUCAAUCAAGCCAGGUCAGACUCUGACCGAAAUCGCCGAGGGCAUCGAGAACAGCGUGCGCGCGCUGACGGGCCACGACGGCCUGACCGAGGGUGACCCGAUGGUGGCGGGCAUGGGCUUCCCGUGCGGGCUGAGCCUGAACCACUGCGCGGCGCACUACACGCCCAACGCGGGCAACAAGAUGCUGCUGCAGUCGGCCGACGUGAUGAAGGUGGACUUUGGCGUGCACGUCAACGGGCGCAUCGUCGACUCGGCCUUCACCAUGUCGUUUGAGCCGCAGUACGACAACCUGCUGGCGGCGGUGCGCGCGGCGACCAACGCGGGCAUCCGCGAGGCCGGCAUCGACGCGCGCGUCGGCGAGAUCGGCACGGUCAUCCAGGAGACGAUGGAGAGCUACGAGGUGGAGAUUGGCGGCACGACGUACCCGGUCAAGAGCAUCCGCAACCUGACGGGCCACAACAUCUUGCCGUACAGCAUCCACGGGACCAAGUCGGUGCCGAUCGUCAAGAGCAACGACCAGACCAAGAUGGAGGAGGGCGACGUCUUCGCCAUCGAGACGUUUGGCAGCACUGGCAACGGAUACGUGCGCGACGACGGCGAGGUCUCGCACUACGCCAAGAACGACGUCGGCCAUGUCGACCUCCGUCUGAGCUCGGCCAAGACGCUGCUGAACGCGAUUAACAAGAGCUUCGGCACGUUGCCGUUUUGCAGACGCUAUCUGGACCGCAUGGGCCACGACAAGUAUCUUUUGGGGCUGAACCACCUGGUGGGAGCCGGUGUUGUCGAGGCGUACCCGCCGUUGGUUGAUAAGAAGGGCUCAUACACGGCCCAGUUUGAGCAUACCAUUCUGAUCAGACCGACGGUCAAGGAGGUCAUCAGCCGCGGCGAGGACUACUAG
This is a messenger RNA of Cordyceps fumosorosea ARSEF 2679, 1302 nucleotides long. RefSeq names its product Peptidase M24A, methionine aminopeptidase, subfamily 2. Gene Ontology annotation, molecular function: metalloaminopeptidase activity. NCBI's taxonomy places the organism in Eukaryota, Fungi, Ascomycota, Sordariomycetes, Hypocreales, Cordycipitaceae. The record is from RefSeq and is a predicted model, not a curated record. The transcript has 4 exons. The coding region runs from base 1 to 1302 and encodes 433 amino acids. Gene Ontology annotation, biological process: proteolysis.